AUGAUAUCCGAGGAAGCCCUGCCCUCUGAUCAGCCUCGCCGUUCCACCCGGCUUGCUGGCCAAGCCACUGAAUCCGAAAUAGUAGCCAUGGCUGCCCCGAGCCCCCAAGACGCUCUCAUCCGCGAGAUGAGGGAACAGAUUGCGGCCUUAACGGCCCGUCUAAAUGAACGCUCUCUGUCUGUUGAAUCAAAUCGACAGCACCGGGAGCCCUCGACUGCUUUUGCCGGCCCAAAUGGCCCGGCCUUCCGACCAACAGGCAAAGCUGCCUGGCCUGUUUUUGCCCCCUUCCCAGAGGGCAAGAACCCCGAGUACAGCGACGCCGCCAAAUCGCGCAUCAAGGCCUCCGCGACGUUCUCAGGAAAGAAGGACGAGUUCCAUUCCUUCAUCCUGAGCAUAAAGAACAAAUUUGACGAAGACGUACGAACCUUCCGGACUGAGAACAGCCGGAUGGUCUGUCUGUAUAACCUGCUCGAGGGAAAAGCCCGCCGAGCACUUGAAACCCGCUUCUCCUCUGACACUCGACCCUUCUCUGGAGUGGCAGAGAUGAUCCAAGCCCUCGAGUCCGCCUAUGGCAAUCCGAAUGAGCUUUCCGAGGCUCUUGACCGCCUGCAACGCCUCCAGUUUACCGUGAAUGGGAAGACCGACAUUGUGGACUUCCUUGCGGAAUUUGACUACUUAACUGCGACCGGUCGUGUGCCCGAGGACCAGAUGAAGCAUACCUUGUGGCAGCACAUCCCGGCCAACCUAGAUAACAGCCUCUUGACCAAGACCCGUGACGAGUCCGUGACCUACGAGGUUUUCUACUGCUCCGACUACCGCCAAGACUCCGAACAAGACCGGCUCGACCCUAUCACCUCGCGUGAUGCUGGCAGAGCCUUGACCGACGAUGAGAAAAGGAUCAUCUGGCCAGAUGAUCUUCCUGCCCUCGCCAAGUUCUCCCCGACGAUCCAGCUCUCUCGUCAAGCCCCGCUCUCGGGUCGGAUCGACCCUAAGAUCCAGGCCGACGCUGAGAGGCGGAACCGCCUGCUCGAGAAAGAGGAGAAACGCUACCGGAUCCUCCACAAGAACUGGCGCCGCUCUGAUCAAGCUCCUCCGGCCUCUGUCCCGACCCCGUUACCGACUCCGUCUCCGUCGUUUCAGUCCAAGUCUCCGUCUGCCAAGAAGUCUGUCCGUUUUCAGCUCACGACCGCCCCUGCUACCGACUUCGUCUCCGUCGCCUCGGUCCAAGCCUCCGAAGAUCAAGCCCUGAUUAACGCCCUGGUCUGCCAAGUAGAGUCUCACGAGAGAUUCGAACAGUGGAACGAACUCGAACCGUUGAUGCCCCGGGAUCCAGUCCAGCUCGAGCCAAGCUCCGGCCUUGACCAGACCGUCCCUAACUUCAUCGAGCCCGAUCCGAGUCCGCACGCCGCUUCUGUCCUCUUCGCUCCGAAACCGAACACGACCGCCCGCCGCUUCUGCAUCGACUACCGUUGGAUGAACGAUCAUCUUAAAAGUCGCAUCACGCCCGCUCCGUCCCUCGAAGGUACUGCUUUCGGUUGCCGUGAAGCUCAACGCUUCACGAAGAUCGAUGUGAUCCAGGCCUUCCACCGUCUCCUCCUCCCGUUCGGUCUGAAGGUAGGUCCCGCCUGGUUCCAGCAGUUUAUCAACGCGCAGCUUCACGAUCUCCUCGACCGGUGCGCCAGCGCCUACGCAGAUGACGUCCUGAUCUACUCGGAUAAAGAAGAAGACCACUGGAAAGACUGUCAAGAAGUGAUCUGGCGACUCCAUCAGGCCAACCUCCAGGGAGACAUCAAGAAGUCUAGAUUUAACGUGACCAAGGUUGACUACCUCGGCGUUCUGCUUGAAGCCGGUGUGGGCCUUAGUGUCGACCCUCGGAAAGUUCGAUCGAUACAAGACUGGAAGUUUGAAGACCUCCGAGACCGCACCGCGAUCCGAUCAUUCGUUGGCCUAUGCAACUUCAUCCGUGUUUUCUGCUACCACGCCUCCGGAGUGGCAGAACCCUUGAACCGGUUGCUUAAGAAGGAUGUUGCCUUUGUGAUGGGCCCGGAGCAACGCGAAGCAUUUGAUCAACUCAAGCGCCUGGCUAUCGAAGCCCCGGUCCUCGCCUUCUUUAGACCAGAACUGCCGACCCGACUGGAGACCGAUGCCUCCCGGAAUGCCACAGCUGGUGUUCUAUGGCAGGAACAGCCUGAUCAGACCUGGAAGCCCGUUGGAUUCUUCUCUAAGACCAUGACCCCGGCCGAGCGAGCCUACCCAAUCCAAGAUCGAGAGCUCCUCGCCGUCGUACAGAGUCUAGAGCACUUCUACCCAGAGCUCUUAGGCCAGAAGUUCGAUGUGAUCACCGAUCACGAAGCCUUAGUCCAUUUCUCUACGAAGCGCCUGCUCUCGGUACGACAGAUCAGAUGGUCCGACUUUCUCGCCCAGUUCGACAUCCGUUUCCUCUACCGCCCCGGUCGACUGAACGUAGUCGCCGAUGCCCUCUCCAGGAAGACAGCGGAGCUCCCUACCGUAAAGGCCCGGGAAGCCGAGGAACGCACGGUGACCCUGAUCCUCCGGAAAGGCUAG
This is a messenger RNA of Hirsutella rhossiliensis, 2565 nucleotides long. RefSeq names its product reverse transcriptase (RNA-dependent DNA polymerase) domain-containing protein. The coding region runs from base 1 to 2565 and encodes 854 amino acids. The transcript has 5 exons. Lineage: Eukaryota; Fungi; Ascomycota; Sordariomycetes; Hypocreales; Ophiocordycipitaceae. The record is from RefSeq and is a predicted model, not a curated record.